CCGCUUGGACGUUUUUAUUUAGCCGAAGCCUGUGUUAGCGAACAAGUGACUUCCCAGACACCGGCAAGAAAUAAGAAAGCACAAGACGGACAAACUGAUAACCUUCAUCUACUCGUUAUUAGCAGCUAUCCGGAAUUUUGGCUGACCGAAAAAACAUUGUUUUCUGAACUAAGUUAGGUAGCAUGGCGUGCGGAGCUACUUUGAAGCGUUCAAUGGAGUUUGAGGCCCUUCACAGCCCUCAAUCUCCAAAACGGCGGAGGUGCAACCCUCUGCCAGGGACCCCGGUCACCCUGUCGCCAAAGCGGUGUAACCUGCUUUCUGAUACCGGUGACAGUUCGAUGUCUCCCCAAUCAACUUGUGGAGGAGAACAUAGACUUACCCCAGAGCAGAUUGUCCAUAAUCUUAGGCAAGAAUACAGCCGCUACCAGCGGAGGUGGCAGCUUGAGGGGGGCUUCAACCAGAGUGAGUCCCAGACUCCAAGUGAUGGCCCAGGACAAAGCCCUGGUUUCAUGGCACCAAGCUCCCCACCAGGAGUUUCUAUGAAGAGGGACCUGCCCUGCUUCACAUUGCGCCAGGUUGGCUCUCUGUGUGAACGAAUCCUCAAGGACCACGAGGAGACCAUCCGUGAAGAGUAUGAACAGAUCCUGAACACUAAGCUGGCGGAACAAUAUGAAUCGUUUGUAAAGUUCACACAUGACCAGAUCAUGCGACAAUAUGGCGCCAGACCCUCCAGCUAUGUCUCAUGAACUCUUAAUAGUAAGCUACCUGCACUCACCUCAAGACUGCUGCUCUUCAAUCUCCAAGUUUUUCUUCACUACUUCAGUGCUAUGAUUUCCUUUUAAAACGCUCAAUAUUCUGGGUCCGAGUUGGACUGUACUUGUGUGGAUGUGCUCUUUGAGAGAUGGAUGGUAGACUUGCAUUUUCAAGUGCUGUGGAAAGCUGGGCUGACGUGACUGUUCAAUUUAACCUGCCAAAACUCACUGCUGCAGCAUUUAACCCUACAUGCCUUUUUACAUUUUUUAUUUUCACCAAACAUACUUGAAAAGGUGGUUUUAUCUUUUGAUUUAGAAAUGAGUUAUUUGUGCUUUAUGUAAAUGGUAUUUGAUAUAUUAUACAGUAGAACUUUGGUGUACUACAGUCAAUUGCAGUUUUGCUUUUCUCUAUACAUAUUUUGUACAGAGUUGUUUUGGGUGAUUCCCUUGUUUUACAAAUUUUAGGGUUCUUAGACAUUCUACCAGAUUAUGCUGCAAUUGAGGAGAUUCCAACACACCAUGCGUGUCGGUAUACUGAGCUCUUUCUAAAAUAUGCAGGCUAUUACUCCCAAGAAUACCAAACAUGGAUGGAAGGGCUCAAUUGUUUACUGGUUAUGACCCUUCUUACAGGGAUAGACAGGAUGAGGGUUUUCUUUCCAGGCCAGCAAAAAAUGGAGGCUGAAAUGUAUGAAACUGCACAGUCACCUCUUGGUUUGGAAUAAAAACAUCUGUAUAGAUUUGAGUCUGUUAUCGAUAUUGUAGCGACCUUACCCAACACCUAGCUACCUCGUCAAAAGGUUUGGCUCUCUUGGUGUAAUGGCUACCUCCCCCCCUUAUUGGCUACAAUAUACUUGGGCCCUUGAGGUUUGUAAUGGAACUUCACUCAUUGUUGAGGCAUGCUCAAUGUUUUUCUUCUGUAGCUGGCCCUAUGUACUCUCUUUUUUUGUAUAUUCAAUUUGUUGAAUGAUUACUUAUGAUUUAUAUUAACUCUGAGUGUACUGUGAUAUAUUCUAUUAAAUUAAAAAUGUUUAGGAGAUGAGUUAGUCGACCCUGUAGUACAGGUGGUGUGUUCUGUAAAGCCUGUGAUUAGGUGAGGAGGGAUUAUGUAGUGUUACACAUCACACCACUGAAUACAGGGAAUGUACAUCUUAAUGGAUGGCUUUGAGUCUAAAGAAAACUGAUUUUCAUCAUUCAAACGUGAACUAAUGUGUGUCUACGCAUAAGCUGUACACAUACAAUGGCACGCCUACCAUUAGGACACGCCAUUUGAUUUUUUUUCUUCAAUUCUCCAGUUGAGUGUGGUUGUGGUUUCAGUUGCUCAGAUGUACAAGAAGCUCUUGAUAUCACCUUUUUACCCAAAAUAUCCUGAACCGUGAAAAAAUAUUUGUCCUAAAUACUACAAUGUAUUUUAAGGUCAGUUUUGUUGAACACAAUUAUAACAUUGUUGAAUAAAUACUUGAUUUGAAGGGAA
Coregonus clupeaformis (lake whitefish) is the source of this 2223-nucleotide messenger RNA. Its product is annotated as akirin-1. Bases 183 to 746 code for a protein of 187 amino acids. Gene Ontology annotation, molecular function: transcription coregulator activity. The transcript has 5 exons. The record is from RefSeq and is a predicted model, not a curated record. Gene Ontology annotation, biological process: negative regulation of skeletal muscle satellite cell proliferation; positive regulation of lamellipodium assembly; myoblast migration involved in skeletal muscle regeneration. Gene Ontology annotation, cellular component: nucleus; chromatin. Lineage: Eukaryota; Metazoa; Chordata; Actinopteri; Salmoniformes; Salmonidae.